UAAUUUUAACAGGUAGUUAGAAAACUACAGUUGCAGUAAGCUACAUAAGGUGCAUAGAAAUUUAACAAUCUCACUGGAUUAGUCCUAAUGUGAUCCUGACUGAACAACGUUUCACAGACACCUCUGCUGUUACCACAGACAUGAAGUUCUGUACAUUUGUAUGCUAUGACUGAUCCAGAUAACAGUCACAAAAAAGCUGUAAAUGUAUAUAAACUGGGAAAUAUAACUGAAAGCAAGCUGUCACCACUAGUAUUAAUAGAUCUUUUUUCUCCGCAGCAAUUUUGACAUGAAAUAGUAGGUUAACAUAGAUAGAUAGAUAGAUAGAUAGAUAGAUAGAUAGAUAGAUACUUUAUUAAUCCCAAGGGAAAAUUAAGUGUUCAGCAGCAAAUAUGGAUAAUAAUGCCUGUAUUUACCAGCUGUUUCUCUUCAAAAUGGUCUCUGAAAAGAGGUCUGCUGUCUGACAGGUGAACCUGAAUCAGGUUUUCCUCCUUAAGUGGACUCUGCAGGUAAUAAAGACAAACACUUGAACUUCUACGUCGGUGUGACACCAAUCAGAUGCACAUUAAUAAUUCAGCUGUGAACUCCAGUUCACUCAACAAUUACAUCUGCACGUAAUCAUCAUUAACGCUGUCUGAUAGGAGGCUGUGUCCCACGUGACCCGCUCUUUGUUUACAGACUCCACCUCUUCAAUGUGAACGCGCCUUAAGCCGAAUUAGAAAAUCCUGGGUUAACAAAGCUUGCUGAUAUACUGCUUCAUUACACCGCUUUUCUCCUCUCCGUUUCCGUCGCUUGGACACUAAUUGAUAAUGUGAGACGUGUCGCAGCAAACGGUCGCUUCGGUUCAGCUCGGUUUUCCUCCGUUUCGCGACCGCGUGUUACGAUUUGAUUACUAAAUCUAGCAUUGAAACAUCUCGGAUAACUGCGCGCACCCGCUCCGCCAGCGAGGGGAGAUCAGUCGCACGCCGAGACACCGAUCACAAACCAUGAAUUCAGACAGAGAUUUCCCGAUGAUGAGGAAGCAGGAGAGGGCGCAUUUUUUCAGCUCCAAAGAGCAAGAACUCAUUCUGAAGUUGUAUGAAGAGGAGAGAGAGAUACUGACAGCCAAAUCCAACACCACCAGUGCCUCCAAACUGAGAGAAGAAGCCUGGCAGAGAAUUGCUGAUAAAAUAAAUGAGGUGUCGGACAGCGGCUACAAAAGAACAUGGCAGCAAGUGAAAGUCAAACACAAGAACAUAGUGCAAACAGCUAAAAGAAGAAGGGCUGAGGUGAACAGGAACGAGGAGGGUUCGGCCACCCCGUCCCUGACCUCUGCUGAGGAGGAUGUGCUGCAUCACAAAGACAGCAGGCUGAAGGUGGAGGUCCUCCCCAGCGGUGCCUGUGUCGACCCAAUAACUGUAUCUGACAACUCCUUUAUGAGCGUGUCCGGUCAUCCUGUCCUCCUCCUGCCCAUAACAAAGACUGAACCGGAGAGCUUGAGCAGCGAUGAGACAGACGUUAGUGACAGCCAUUUUGAAGGGGAUGUGCACAUUAGCAGCUUCCAGGAGAGGCCUAACUCAGUCGGUGGUGCAGCUGGCGGUAGAGGUGCAGAGAGGCAGACGGACGACGUAAAGACCCUUUACUGCUGCUACCUCAAAAAGGAGAUCGAGAACCGGGACCAGGAGAUGGCGUACAGAGCGCUUAAAAUGAGGAAGCUGGAGAAAGAACUCUUAUUACUUGAUAAACAGCUGAUGUGAUUGUAAGAAAAACAGUCAUCUUUUUAUCCGUAUCGUUAUAAUAUGUUAAAACAACAUUUGUUGAAGGUCAGACAAUUGGAGUGAAUUCCUUCGGUCACGUGUUGUAUUGACUGAUUUGCGACUUUUACCACAGUGCUGCAGCAGCAGCAGCAGCAGCAGCAGCAUGUGUAGGAUGCGGUUAACCCUUUCAGCUGUGGUGGGACCAGGACCACAGCUGUAUUUUCAGAACAGGUUCAGUGAUUUACACUACUGUUCAAAAGUUUGGGGUCACUUAGAAAGAUCCUUAUUUUUUUUAAAGAAAAGCUUUUUUUUCCCCAGAUGAAGAUAAAAUUAAAUGAAUCAUAAAUCCAGUGUAGUCAUUGUUAAUGAGGUAAAUGACUAUUCUAUCUGGAAAUAUUUAAUGUAAUAUCUCCAUAGGGGUACAGAGGAACAUUUCCAGCAAUCAUCACUCCUGUGUUCUAAUGCUACAUUGUGUUAGCUAAUGGUGCUGAAAGACUAAUUGAUGAUUAGAAAAGCCUUGUGCAGUUAUGUUAGCACAUGAAUAAAAGUGUGAAAAUUGUCUGGUUGACCCCAAACUUUUGAACACUAGUGUAAGUAUUGCAUCAAUGGUCGUUAUUAAGCAUUCGGAAGUUAAAAAGCAUCAAAUCUUUGCUGGACAAAUCUCACUGUGGUCUAAUGAAUAAGACAAAAACACUUCUAACUUUCUCCCAAAUGUCUGUGAUCCAUAGAAGCUAACGUUGUUAAUUUUAGGCUUACAUUUGUGGCGCUGUUACUGACUGAAUAUGAUGAUUUCCGGUUAAGAUUUUGAAAAAUGUGCCUGUCGAACAUAAGCGGUUAACUGCAGUGGUGGGUAGUAAUGUUUGUAACAAUACUCAGAUUUUUGCAAUAUUGCAUCAUGCUAUAGUAAGUAAGCCAUUAGGGUAAUCCUCAGGCUGUGGAAGUGUUGAAAUCUUCCUAUACGUUGCCCAAAGAGCAUUUCAAUCCCUGCAUUGUGGAGGCAGUAGUUGCCCCAAAGCAGGCUUUGAGGCCCAGCGAGGGUUCAGAGUCACACAGAGGAUUCCUCUAUCACAUGGUGCACUGACACACUGCUGCUGCUGCUCUGUAUCCCAGCUCAAUGGAUUAGAAAGGAACGAAUGUCUUUAAUUUCAGAGCAUUUACAUCCACAUCGGAUGAACGUCCAGGAACUGUUUUACUCUUUUAUACAUGCACUACCGUUUAUAAGUUUGGGGUCACUUAGAAAGGUCCUUAUUUUUGAAAGAAAAACAUCAUUUUUCAAUGAAGAUAACAUCAAAUUGAUCAAAAAUCCAGUCUAGACAUUGUCAGUGUGGUAAAUGACUACUCUAGCUGGAAAUUUUUAAUGGAAUAUCACUCCUGUGUUCUAAUGCUACAUUGUGUUAGCUAAUGGUGCUGAAAGGCUAAUUGCUAAUUGGUUAUUAGAAACCCCUUGUGAAGUGAUGUUAGCACAUAAAUAGAAUUGUGAAAGUUCAUGAAAUUGUCUGGUUGACCCCAAACUUUUGAACACUAGUGUAUUUGUGCAGUUUUAGGAGACAUUAAUCUGAUGAGUUCGAUGAAUAACGGUGACAUUUCUAGGAAUGUUUCUCGUCUGAGCAGAUCCUCUGCAUCCUCAGAAACCCCUCUGGCUUCUUAAAUCCAUACGAUGACAAAAGCAGCUAUUUUGUCCGGUUGAGUUUUGCGGUUUAGUGUCAACAUGAAAGGCUGCUUUUGGAAAAUUGUUUCUUCUACAUGGUGAUUGCAGGGCAUAAGGAGCUGACUGUCAGUGUUACAAAAGUUUGAACAGCUUUGGAAAUACUCAUUAGACCUCCUGUUUUCUUCACUACAUCUACACUACAGCCUUUUAACGCAAAAAUUAUGUUUGAAUUUCAUCAUAGUGCAUCUUCUAGGUGACAUGAUUAUGAUAUUUACGUACAUGCAGUAUCCAAACUGAAUUAUCGCUCACCAGUGCCUAAAAGAAGAGAUGAUGCAGCCCUGGUGCUUAACAGAGGGAAGCAGUGAGUUAACUGGUCUGGGAUCAGCCACACAGCUGUUCAUUGUAAGAUAAACAAGAAAACACAGUGUGGCCACCAAGAACUACGAAGGAAGAGUCAGAAAACAGUGAUCACAGUAGUGUAAUAAUUAUUUCCAAAGCUGUAGGUGAUAUUUUUAGCUCAUAUUUCCCACACAAUCAGCUUUUCAGUCCUUUUCAUUUGUUUGCAAAGAUUGGGGUGAAAAUCAUCAUGUGUGAAGCGAUCUUACUUUGUCUCUUUUGAAUUAUGUAAAACCAGCUGUCUGUCAGAUGUAAAACAAAACAAAAACUUAGUGUUGCUUCUACAUAUUUUAUUUUUUAAUAUCUAUUUAUGAAUUACACAUCUUAGUUGUAGUUUCAUCCAUUUUUUGUGAUUUUUUCCCCCAUGUUGUUGUGUUUGACUCUGUAUUUAUUCAUAGUUUUUGUAUGAACCCACUACAACCCAGAACGCUUUUGGUUUUUAAAUGGAAACAGUUUGUUCAGUAUCUGACAUGUUGUGCAUAAACUGCUGAAUGAGGACUUAAACAGUCCAAGAAUACAUGAUAUUAAAACUCCUUUGCAAUGAUUGUGACGUUGAUUAAAGAUGAGUUUGGUACAAAGGUC
This is a messenger RNA of Acanthochromis polyacanthus (spiny chromis), 4359 nucleotides long. RefSeq lists its product as uncharacterized. The transcript has 7 exons. Lineage: Eukaryota; Metazoa; Chordata; Actinopteri; Pomacentridae. Gene Ontology annotation, cellular component: nucleus. The record is from RefSeq and is a predicted model, not a curated record. The coding region runs from base 984 to 1733 and encodes 249 amino acids.